Molecule: messenger RNA, 1285 nt
Organism: Onthophagus taurus
Lineage: Eukaryota; Metazoa; Arthropoda; Insecta; Coleoptera; Scarabaeidae
Product: dynein axonemal assembly factor 4
Biological process (GO): outer dynein arm assembly; inner dynein arm assembly; cilium movement
Molecular function (GO): protein binding
Source: RefSeq, a predicted model, not a curated record
AAACUGAAAUAAUGCCAAUUGUGGUGAAAGAUUUCGUUUGGAGGCAAACUCCAAAUACAGUGGUAAUUCAAGUGCCUUUGAAAGGAGUACAUCAAUCAAAAGUGGAUAUUUUCACGUCCCGUUCUUAUAUAAAAGCAUCCUAUAAACCGUUUUUCUUUGAAGCUUUUCCUUUAGAAGCGAUCGAUCCAUUAGAAAGUAAAUGCACUUUGACGACAAACGAAAUAGUUUUCGAAUUAUUCAAAAUAAAAGCAGGAGACUGGUCUAGUUUAGAAAUUGAUUUACCUAAACAAGAAAAAAAUCGACUUAAAAAAGAAUUAAUUGAAGAAGAACAUAAAAGAUUUCAAGAUGAUUGUAAGGAAAAAGUACAAAGAAAGCACGCAUUGAAAAAAUUAGCGGUAAGAGAACAAAUGGAAAUAGACACAAAACAAAGAGCAUACAUUGAAAAUGUAAAGAAUACGGAGAAAAAAACUGCUUUAGGUGAUUUGGAUGUAUGGAAGAAAGAAAUAAAUCCCGAGGAAAGGAAAGCAGAUUUAUCUUCUUCUGAAAGUGAAGAAGAAAUAAUUGCAAUUCCUACAAAAAAAAUUCCACGAAAAAUUCCAAAUUAUAUCCCUAAAUAUAAUUUGAAAAAAAUCCAAAGCAAUAAUAUUCCAUUACCAAGAAAAACCAGCUCUAUCGCGGUUGAGUUUACCGAACGCGAACUUCCUACACCGUCGAGAGAAUCAAGAUUGGCCGAAGAGGAGGAAUGGUUUCGAAAGCAAGCGGAAGUUCGUCGUUCCGUUGGAUUUGACAGUGACGAUUUACGUCCUGAAGAAAAAAAUCCAAUGUUUUUAAAAUCAAAAGGUGACGAAUUCCUAAAAAAUGAAAAUUAUCUGGGUGCUAUCAGCGCCUACACAUUCGGAUUAAAACUUUGCGAUAAAUAUGUCGAUUUGUAUAUUAAACGUUCAGAAGCUCAUUUCAUGCAAGGUAACAUGCAACGUACCAUCACGGAUUGUUCGACCGCUUUGGAAUUACUUAAACCGGAAUGUUCAGCAAACUUUUUAGAUCGCGUUACAUGUAUCGUUCGAAGAGGUCGGGCUUUGUUUAAAUUUGGAAUGAGAGAAAAGGCAUUUAGAGAAAUUGAGAUCGCCUAUAAGAUGCAACCAGACCGCGAAGAUUUGAAAGAUCUUCUUAUUGAGAUGAUGGAUGAAAUGAAUAAUUCGACUACUGAAGAUAUUAACGAUGUGGGAGAUCCGCUUAUUGAAGUACAAAAGGAAAUGCGGAAUUUACCUGGAGUAUCAUAAAAAAU